AUGUCUGGGUUGAAGAAUAUUAUCACCAAGAUACGACGGUUGCCUAUUGAUGGUGUUACCUUACAGAAGUUGAAGGAUCAUGUAAAGAAGGAAUUCAAGAAGCCACAGGUGGAUUCUCGUAAGUUAAGGAGAGCUCAUAGAAUAAUGGAUGAUAUAAUAGAUAAUGAGAAUUGGUCUGCCAUCGCAGAGGUUUUGGAUUAUGUAUAUAAGACAGUUGAAGGGAAAAAAACCUAUCCCCAACAUUACAGGAUGAUUGAAAUAAUCAAAGGAAUGAAUUAUGAUGAUGCCAGAUGGAUUCCACAAACCCAUCUUUUGAAAGAACUCAAAAUCAAUGAUAAACUCCAUAAUGCUUUUGAUAACGAUUUGGCUAUGCCUAGACACGUAUUGGAAGUUGAUGAGAAUGCUGACACUAUUGAGUUAUUACCUUUAAAGUCGAAAUCACCCAAAAACAAUCUUUUACCUCAAUUGAUGAAAUUUUAUGAGUUUCUUGGUAAAAGUUCAGUAACUCAUUUGAAACUCCCUCCUUUCAAUGUAGUAUAUCCUCCCAACAGGUUUGGGAAACCUAUGCAUAUAAUAGACCGCGAUAAGAUCUUGAAUACCAAGUUGAAGUAUAUCAAAACCAUCUUACAGUAUCGACCUAUUCUGGAAUAUUCACUUCAAGAACUUAAUAAGGUAUUGGAUUACCAAAUACCUAUCAAUGAGUAUUUCUUCAAGUAUAUGGUGAGAAAGGAUAGGAUCAUUGGAAAGAAGAAACUCAUACCCACGGAUAAAAACAUCGUGAAGAUUUAUCGACAAUACUUAAUGAAACAAUUUUAUAUCCAAAAUGGGUAUAAGAUGAAUGUUGUGAAAGUUUAG
Molecule: messenger RNA, 855 nt
Organism: Yamadazyma jaroonii
Lineage: Eukaryota; Fungi; Ascomycota; Pichiomycetes; Serinales; Debaryomycetaceae
Source: the annotation of a GenBank genome assembly